Molecule: messenger RNA, 3535 nt
Organism: Anoplopoma fimbria (sablefish)
Lineage: Eukaryota; Metazoa; Chordata; Actinopteri; Perciformes; Anoplopomatidae
Product: forkhead box protein K2-like
Exons: 9
Coding region: 252-2087 (611 amino acids)
Biological process (GO): regulation of transcription by RNA polymerase II
Molecular function (GO): DNA-binding transcription factor activity, RNA polymerase II-specific; protein binding; RNA polymerase II cis-regulatory region sequence-specific DNA binding
Source: RefSeq, a predicted model, not a curated record
UCUGGUUGGAUCUCUCCGCUACCCUUUCUCUCGGCGGUGGGUCGGAGCCGCUGUCCCUGGCCUCGCAUGUUCCCCUCUAAAUUCCUGUUUUGAAUUCGAUGCCCCUCUUGUAGAUUUGCUCCACUCACACGCCUCUAUUAGGCCGCAGUCGGGGUGUUUUAUUUGCCCCCACAUAUUUGGCUUUAAGAGACCUCAAAACACCCCCACCCCCUCCACCACCACCACCACCUCCCCUCCCUCCUUUGCUAAUCAUGGCCGUGGUGAGCGGAUCGUCUGGGCCGGUUGCCCGGCUUGAGGGCCGUGAAUUCGAAUACAUGAUGAAGAAGCGCUCGGUGACCAUCGGGCGGAACUCGUCCCAGGGCUCCGUGGACGUGAGCAUGGGCCACUCCAGCUUCAUCUCCCGCAGACACCUGGAGAUAUUCACCGCCAGCGACGACGGCACCGGCAGCGGGGAUUUCUACCUGAGGUGCCUGGGUAAAAACGGGGUGUUUGUAGACGGAGUGUUCCUCCGACGGGGUGCCCCUCCUCUGCAGCUACCACGAAUGUGCACGUUCAGGUUCCCCAGCACAAACAUCAAGAUCACGUUCACGGCCCUGUCCACUGGGAAGAAAAUGAAGCGCGAAGCUCCAGAGUCCCCAGUGAAACCAGUACAGCCCCAGAUCUCCCCGCUGACCAUCAACAUUCCAGACAACAUCGCUCACCUCAUGAGCCCGCUGCCGUCGCCCACCGGCACCAUCAGUGCUGCUAACUCGUGCCCCUCCAGCCCGCGGGGCGCCGGCUCGUCGGGCUACAGGAUGGGCGGACGCAUGGUCAGCUCUGCAGAGCUGCAGCUCAUGAACGACAACUCGCAGCCUGAGAACGACAAAGACGCCUCCGGAGGGGACAGUCCCAAGGACGACUCCAAACCUCCGUACUCCUAUGCACAGCUGAUAGUCCAGGCCAUAACGCUGGCUCAGGACAAGCAGCUCACACUAAAUGGAAUCUACAAUCACAUCACAAAGAACUACCCCUACUACAGGACCGCAGACAAGGGCUGGCAGAACUCGAUCCGUCACAACCUGUCGUUGAACCGCUACUUCAUCAAAGUGGCGCGGUCGCAGGAGGAGCCGGGCAAAGGCUCCUUCUGGAGGAUAGACCCGUCCUCGGAGGGGAAGCUCAUCGAACAGGCCUUCAGGAAACGAAGGCCGCGGGGCGUCCCCUGCUUCAGGACCCCACACGGACCCCUCUCCUCCAGGAGCGCCCCGGCGUCUCCCAAUCACUCGGGGGUUCUCUCCGCUCACUCCAGCGGCGUCCAGACCCCCGACAGCCUAUCACGAGAGGGCUCCCCGGUCCCCCUGGAGCUGGAGACCUCCUCGGCUCCCGCCCCGCAGACCACAACAGUGGUCCAGCCCAAACUGGCAGUCAUCCAGGAAGCACGCUUUGCACAAAACACACCAGGCUCGCCUGUUAACAACCAGCCGGUACUCAUAGCAGUCCAGCGUCAGUUACCUCAAACCAUUAAGCCAGUGACCUACACCAUGGCCUCCCCAGUGAGCACCAGCACCUCCCAACCGGCGGUCCAGACGGUCCACGUCCUGCAGCAGAUCCCGGCCGGGUCCCUCGGCCACGCCGCCGUCAUCGCCCAGCCGGCAGCCAUCAUCAAGGGCGAGCCGCAGGAGAACGGGGAGCACACGGGGCUCAAAGUCAAAGUGGAGGCGGUUCCCACCAUCACCUCUAUAGGCGGCUCCAGUCGCAUCAUCCAGAGCUCCCAGCCCGGCGGCCUGCAGACCGUUACCAUCGUGCAGCAGGCCCCCAUCGGUCAGCACCAGCUGCCCAUAAAGGCCAUCACACAGAACGGCACCCACAGCAUCACCACUGCCAUCCACGGACCCGCCAGCUCAGCCGUGGCGAGCCCCUCCACCUGCUGGCGGCGCACGCCUCGGCCUCGGCCUCCCUCCCCACCAAACGACAGAACGGGGACCAGCCGGGCAUCGAACAGCCGGACGCCAAGCGCCUCAAAUCGGAGGACGAGGCGGCCCGCGGCCCCGUCAGCGCGGCGGACUCGGACUCGUCGGCGGCUAACGACUCGAGCCACAACUAGUCUGUGACACCACGCACCACACAACCCACCGCCCCCCACCCAAACCCCACCACCUCCUCCUCCCUCCACGGUUUCGCCCCCCUUUCUCUCGUCCCCCGUCGUUUUGUUUCGUUUCUCCUCCUUCUACCACUGACUCCCAAGGUGCCAAACGGAGAGGAUUCUUUUUUCAGUUUCAGUAUCUGUUCUAGAGCAUCACAAGAAGAAAAUUAAUAAAAUAACAUCCACCCCUUUAAAGACUGGAAUGUGGGUUGAGAACAAAAUAAAGAAAUGGGACAAAGAUGAACUCAAAAAGUCCCCCACACCCCCUCCCUCCCUUUGAGCCACUGAAACAGGAGAGUGACUAAAACCAAGACCACAGGAAGCCUUAACAACGACUAACCCUUAAGAGCUGACCUUUGACCUCACGUGGUCCAGCGGGGAGAGGCCCUGACUCAGCUCGGACUGGACGCCAUCUUUUUUUCUGUCGCAUCUACCUCAGAGCAGACAGGAGACUCCGGCAGCCAGCAUCCUCUCCGGGACGAACCGAGCGACGAGUACGACGAGUUCAAUGGUUUAAAAAUGAAUAAAUAAAAAAACGGUCAACGCAUUCAGAAAGGGAUCAACUCGGAGCCAAUAUUCCUGAACCUCUGGCAGCUAGCCUCUCACAAUACUGACCUUCCUUUUAUCGCAGCUGUACGUAGAAAUGCAGUAUUUUGUUGUUCAAAUGUGGAGCAUAGGAUUUUUUUUUUUGUUCACAUGUAUUUUCACUUAUCUAGAUAAAGUAAUAAUUUAAUUAAAAAGGAAGCGUACAAAAAUAAUGAGGUCGGUGACAUUUCGGUAACUUAAGUUAGAGAAAUCUCACUUUUUGUUUUUUUAUUUUUUAUGUGGACUUCCUUUUUUCUGUUCGGUGAAACAGUGUGAUAGUUUGUUUUUUUUUCGUAAUAUUUGUUCCCCCCCCCUUCGUUCUGACAUAUCCAUAUGAAAUUUGCUUAGUUAUACCUACAUAUUUUAAUACUUGCACAGAUAACCGAUAUAAGCAUAUGAAAUCUCCAUGUGUAGUUCCAGAUGUUGACCUUGCAUGUGUCCGACAACGGAGGAGUCGUUAACUGUAAAUUGAACAGAGGAAAAAAAUAAUAAUAAUAAGACCUGCUUUGUCCAAACCAGACCUGCACUUGAUUAAAUGUUUGUGUUUUCAUUCAUUUGUUUUGUUUCCUCCCCUCCCUCCUUCCUUCCUUCCUUCCUUCCUUCCUUCCUUCCUUCCUCCUCCUCCUCCUCCUCCCAGCUGUGUUGACGUUGUGGUGUUGGCAGACCCCCGCCCCCUCAUCCACCUUUUGCUUGAUUAUUUUACUCUGUUCCGGCGACCUGGCGAGUCUGUUUUCUGAUUGUACACGUUCCAAACAAUAGUAAAGGAAAAAAAAUUUGAUGUUUGUUCUGCUUCAGUGGAGAAAUGCUUUUUUUUAAAUAAAUUAAUUUAAA